GAAAAUAGCAUACAUUAUUUCACAAUAGAAAUGAGAUAGAUUUAUUAUUUGUAGCACGUAUAAACGUUGCCCAUUGUUUACCUGGGAAAGUUUCCAAGAGACAAUUAUGAAUACUUAUUCAUAUAUAUCAUAUACAAAUUCGCAAUCUGUUACAUUGCCAAUUAUGCGUAAAUAACGAAACAACACCUAAAGCUAGUUACAAUUGAAAGUACAUUAUACGUUCAAUCAGUCGAAACUCGUAAUACCAUAUUACACACAUAAAACCUCGGAGGACUGGGAUGAAAGUCAAGAAAUCCAUCCAAAGGGAAGAGAGAAAAAAAGAGAAAAAAAUCGAUGCUUCUCUAUUACGAUUUGAUUUUUUUCCGAACUAAUGACUGUUUCAGUAAGUUUUGGUGCCGAGUGCCAAGAUGGCGUAGCUCUGUCUAACGUGGAUCGGUCCGUUUGUAUCCCACUGGAAUUCAAACGCUGCAUUUGGAGAAGCUGUGGCAUUUAUCGAGCGACAUCGUGUCACCCCGUACACAGCAAGCAGGAGAAAUUAGUAUUCCUCGAUCUCUAUAUAUGCGUCCUCUAGCUGCUGCAAACGGGGACAAUGUCGUUACUAGGCAACGCGAAUGGCGUCCCCGCCUAGCGCUCACAUAAUAAAUUCGAAAUUAACUAUCUGAACAUCGGGUUGUGGUAUCCCGCGAGCUACUGAGUAAAUAAUUAAUGCUAUCAACUUUUGUGCUUGUUUUUUUUUUUCGAGUGUAUUUGAUCCGUUUUUGCGGCAACAAAAAUACAACAUUUUCAAGGUCGACCGGAUGAAAGCAAAUCGUUCGGAGCUCAUUAGUGAUAUACCUUAAUUUACAAGUGGGAUUUAUCAUUAGCGCAAAAUUGAGGUGGAAUAAGUCUUAUGUGAAGUUUUCAAGAGAGGACGUUUGUUUGUUUUGCAAUGACAUCUUGUUAUCAUUGCUGAUCACCCAAGGGUAACAAGUGUUUAGAAGUUUCACAAAAGGGGAUUUCUUUUUAAAGAAAGAAAAAAAAGAAAAGGGUAGAAUUAUGUACCCGAACAUUUAAAUCCUCGGCUUCGAAUGUGUGUACUUUGAAAGAUCAACAACUCCGUCGCCUGGAUGGUCACCGCCAUGAAGAAUUUCCUCAAGUUUAAGACUGGGGAAAGUCCAGACGUCAGGAAAUUUGGGGAGGAGUACUACCUGAGAGAGGCCAAGAUAUGGCGACCCUUCAGGAUUGGAGGGGUGUUCUCCAUCGCCAUAGCCCUUCCCCUGGCCCUGGCCUCUAUCCUUCACGACAACUGGAUGUACGGGGACGGCUUCCGUAGCGGUAUGUGGGACACGUGCUUCCAGAUGGACAACACUAGCGUCCCCCCAAUCUGCAUUGAGGACUCGGUCCAGCGCUGGCAGAAAGCCGUGAUAGGUUUGAUGAUUUUCUCAGCUUCCUUUGGAUUUAUCGCUUCCAUUUUGGCCGUUUGUGGAGUGUGUACGUCACCAUUGCCCAAAAAGAUUUACUACUUCCAUUCCGCAGGAGAAAUAUUCCUAGUCUGUGCAAUAAGUACAGGAGCCGCCUUAAUCAUUUACCCGGUUGCCAUGGAAUCAAACAACUCGUCCUCGGCUCAUCAGUACGGUCCAGGUUAUGGGCUGGGGUGGGGCAGUGCCUUCUUUUUUCUAGCAGCCGCAUUUUGUAUGAGUUUGGAUGAUCUAAUGAUGGAUUCGAACCUCGUUCUGGUGUUGCUAGCGAUUACGCCGCUGUGUCUGGCGGAUAAUUCGGCCACUGUUCCGAUGACCAAGACCCACACCUGGAGCGGGAACUUUGAGGGUCACUUCAUCCUCCCCAUCACCCACGGGGAUCUGAUCGGAUGGGAGGCCAUUAUUACCUUUAAUGUACCAGUAACUAAUAUACAACAAUACGUUGGUACUGUAAAAAGAACCAGUUCCGACAACAAAAUUAUUCUCCUGGUGAACAAAGCAGAUAAGGGCAUCGUGAAAGAAGGCAGCUCUUUGGAUAUUCAGAUCGGCGGCCAUUACACCGGAAGUACGGAACCUACGGCAACGGCAGACAUUGUGGAUCUGUCGUUUGAUUCACAAGUAGUUCCAACAGUGGUUGAUGCUGACGGCACCAAGUAUAAUUACGAUGAGGUCCUGAUGAAGUCCAUUCUGUUCUACGAGGCCCAGCGCUCCGGCAAACUCCCACCCACCAACAGGAUCCCGUGGCGGGGGGACUCCGCCCUCACCGACCACGGCGACAACGGCGAGGACCUGACCGGAGGGUGGUACGACGCUGGCGAUCAUAUCAAGUUCGGAUUCCCGAUGGCUAGCUCCACAACCCUCCUGGCCUGGGGCCUCCUGGAGUACAAAGACGCGUAUGAACACAGCGGUCAGCUGGAGAACAUGUACGACUGUAUCCGGUGGCCUCUGGAGUGGAUGCUCAAAUGUCACACCGGUCCAAACGAACUGUAUGUUCAGGUCGGUGAUGGUGGACCGGACCAUGGAUAUUGGGGUAGACCGGAAGACAUGACGAUGUCUCGACCUGCGUACAAAAUCACCGCAAAUAGACCAGGAAGUGACAUAGCUGCCGAGUACGCAGCCGCAUUUGCUGUAUCCCACUUAGUCUUCAAAGAAAAGGAUCCAGAAUUUGCCGAAAAACUGCUGACUCAUUCCAAGCAGCUGUAUGACUUUGCGGUUCAUCACAAAGCUAGAUACACUGACAGCGUCAAUCAGGCGGCUGCUUAUUACAGGUCUGAUAAGUAUGAGGACGAGCUGACUUGGGGCGCCGCCUGGCUGUUCCGGGUCACUAAUGACACUAAAUAUUUGAACUGGGCGGAGCAGUACUACAUUACGGGUCCGGACUGGGGGCAGUCGUGGGACGACAAGUACUCGGGGAAUAUGAUCCUGCUUUACAAUAUGACCGGAAAAGACAUAUACAAGAAUGAUAUCGAGGCUACGUUUACCGACUGGAUGCCGGGCGGAAGUGUACCGUACAGUCCCAAGGGGCUCGCCUUCCGGUCCCAAUGGGGCUCUCUCAGAUACGCUUCCAACAUGGCGUUUAUGGCGUUGUUGGCGGCCGAUGUGGGGAUACACCCAGACCAAUACAGACAGUGGGCGAGGUCACAGAUAGGGUACGCCCUGGGGGACACAGGCAGGAGCUUUGUGGUCGGCUUCGGGACCAACCCUCCCCAGCGUCCUCAUCACAGGUCCAGUUCCUGUCCAAGCCGCCCCUCCCCGUGUUCUUUCGCGGACCAACAACAGCCCGGCCCUAACCCCCACACCUUGUACGGGGCCCUGGUGGGCGGGCCCAACGGUCAGGACCAGUACACAGACGACAGGAAAGACUACGUCAGCAACGAAGUCGCGUGUGAUUACAACGCUGGAUUUCAGAGCGCCGUUGCAGGUAUGGUAACGCUUUAACAAAUUAUUCUUAGU
Molecule: messenger RNA, 3410 nt
Organism: Magallana angulata
Lineage: Eukaryota; Metazoa; Mollusca; Bivalvia; Ostreida; Ostreidae
Product: endoglucanase 4-like
Exons: 14
Coding region: 1107-3395 (762 amino acids)
Biological process (GO): carbohydrate metabolic process
Cellular component (GO): membrane
Molecular function (GO): hydrolase activity, hydrolyzing O-glycosyl compounds
Source: RefSeq, a predicted model, not a curated record